Messenger RNA from Stylonychia lemnae, 1026 nucleotides. The record is from the annotation of a GenBank genome assembly. NCBI's taxonomy places the organism in Eukaryota, Ciliophora, Spirotrichea, Sporadotrichida, Oxytrichidae.
AUGAAAUCAGUACAAAAUAAAAUACCACUACUCAAAUAACUAUUCAUUAAUGAAACAUCAUUCACAGCAAAGAAGAUGAGUAAUUCUGUAAUAAUCCAAAGUCAGAGAUCAAGCAAAAAUAUGCACAAGAGAGCAUUCACCUUAGGCGCAGGAGCUAUGGUGUUCAAGACUUUGUAUCAAACUUACGCUAACUCUAGAGAUUAUCACAUUCUUUUCUCAUAAGGUGGGUCUGGUCACAAUAAUGGCAGCAAUCAAGGUGGCAACAAUCACGGAAACGGAGGUAACUAAUAGCCAGGCUCAGAUCACAAUUCCGCAACUCAUGCUCAGGAAAAGAAAGAUCAAGAUGUUGAAGUUAACAAAUACAUUGAUCAGACUGUCCUGAAAGGAGGCACUACCUGGGAUGAAGUUAAGAAGGUUUGCGAUGAAGCAAAAGAAUACAAAUUUGUCGCAGUGUGCAUCCCACCUUGCUUUGUGAAGGAAGCUAAAAAGUAUCUCGCCGAAACAGAUGUCUAAAUUGCAACAGUAAUCGGAUUCCCCUUCGGAAAUACAACGACUGAAGUUAAAGUAUUCGAAACCAGACAGGCUAUUGAAAAUGGGGCAGACGAAAUUGAUAUGGUAAUCAAUAUCGGCUGGCUUAAGUCUGGAGAGCUUGAUAACGUUGGCCACGAAAUCAAGCUUAUCAAGGAAGCAUGCGGCAGUAAACUAUUAAAGGUUAUCGUGGAAACCGGAUAUUUAACAGAAGCAGAGAUCAGUAAAGUGACCCAGGUGGUUGAACGCUCAGGAGCAGACUAUAUAAAGACAUCUACAGGUUUCGGGCCAAGAGGUGCUUCAAUGAGAGACGUGGAGCUAUUCAGAUAAGCCUCAAGCAAGCUGAAAAUCAAGGCUGCUGGUGGCGUCAGAGAUAGAGAAGCAGCAAUAAAGUACAUAUAGUUGGGAGCUUCUAGAAUAGGCACAUCAUCAGGAAUAAAACUCGUUCAAAAAGAAACGAAUACAGAGGGAAAGCCAGCAUAGGCAGGAGUCUAUUGA